UUCUCUCUCCUCAGUACUUCGCGGACUCUACAGUGUCGAAAUCUCUCUAAUUUUACAGGUCUAACGUUUUUCCUUUGCAGACUCUACAAACCCUAACCCUAGAAAUCUCGUCUUCUUCUCUCACCGGAUCUCUAACUGGAGAAAAUGGGAGAAACAAGGGACAACGACGCCUACGAGGAAGAGCUUCUCGACUAUGAGGAAGAAGAAGAAAAAGCCCCUGACUCUGCCACCGGCAAAGUCAAUGGCGAGGCAGCCAAGAAGGGUUAUGUUGGAAUACACAGUUCAGGAUUCAGAGACUUCCUUUUGAAGCCAGAACUUCUUCGUGCAAUUGUUGACUCUGGAUUUGAGCAUCCUUCUGAAGGUAAUAUUAUACAGCCCCAUAAACUUGUUGAUUUUGGAGCACUAUUAUGGUUUGUGCAACAUGAGUGCAUUCCACAAGCUAUACUGGGUAUGGAUGUCAUUUGCCAAGCUAAAUCUGGAAUGGGUAAGACUGCAGUUUUUGUUCUUUCAACGCUACAGCAGAUUGAACCAAGUCCAGGGCAAGUUGUUGCACUUGUUCUGUGUCAUACAAGGGAAUUGGCUUACCAGAUCUGCCACGAGUUUGAGAGGUUCAGCACUUACCUCCCUGAUAUAAAAGUUGCUGUCUUCUACGGUGGGGUGAAUGCCAAAAUUCACAAAGAUCUAUUGAAAAAUGAGUGCCCUCACAUAGUUGUUGGAACACCUGGAAGAAUUCUUGCUCUGGCUAGAGAUGAUGACCUUUCGUUGAAGAAUGUUAGGCAUUUUAUUCUUGAUGAAUGUGACAAGAUGCUUGAAUCACUUGACAUGAGGAGAGAUGUCCAAGAGAUCUUCAAGAGGACUCCUCACGACAAGCAAGUUAUGAUGUUUUCUGCCACCCUCAGCAAAGAAAUCCGACCGGUUUGCAAGAAAUUUAUGCAAGAUGUAAUGUUCCAUGGCCACUAUUACUUCAAUUUAGACGUCUUUUUUUAUAAAUUCCAAACUUCCAAGAUUCUUGUAGAAUUUUAGAGUCUGGUGGGUCGAUCGCUGUAUGCUUGCACUGGUGUUGCCUGGAUGCAGUGGCUUCAGCUAUUCAUUUAUGGGUUAUGCAAUUUGAUGGGGGGAGGUUAAUGGUGAGUUUAUGGGUCUCAAAGAUUUAGGUGGUUCUGGAAAGGUGGAUGACUGUCAUCUUGUCCCCCUCCCUUAUGUUUUUAGAUUUUUUAUUUAGGUACUUGGUGUGGGCUUGAAGUUGGGGUACUAAGAAGUGUGGGGGAUUUUCUUGUUGGGGCCACCUUGUCAUGUAAUAGAAUUUCGUGUGUGGGAGUAGGAGUAUAGGACUUGGUUGCUGUGACUAAUGUAUCUGCAAGGAGGCAAAGUGGAUGGACCAGAAUCUCAAUCGAGGGAUGUGCAUCCAUCAUUCAUUUCGUACUGGAUUCCCAUACCAUGAGUAAGGCACCUAAUUUGAUUUACUCUGACAUUUGUUCCUUUCAGCCAAUGGAAAUUUAUGUUGAUGACGAGGCCAAGUUAACCCUUCAUGGGUUAGUACAGCACUACAUCAAAUUGAGUGAGAUGGAGAAAAAUCGAAAGUUGAAUGAUCUUCUUGAUGCAUUGGACUUCAACCAAGUUGUUAUUUUUGUCAAAAGUGUGAACCGGGCAGCUGAGUUAAACAAGUUACUUGUGGAGUGCAAUUUUCCUUCAAUUUGCAUACAUUCUGGCAUGUCCCAGGAAGAGAGGUUGACUCGCUACAAGGGUUUCAAGGAAGGGCAUAAGAGAAUUCUGGUGGCCACAGACUUGGUUGGCAGGGGAAUUGACAUUGAACGGGUUAACAUUGUAAUCAACUAUGAUAUGCCUGAUUCUGCAGACACCUACCUACACAGGGUUGGUAGAGCCGGCAGGUUUGGCACCAAGGGUCUAGCAAUUACAUUUGUUUCCUCUGCUUCAGAUUCUGAUGUUCUGAAUCAGGUCCAGGAGAGGUUUGAGGUGGAUAUUAAGGAGCUUCCUGAGCAGAUUGAUACAUCUACAUAUAUGCCCUCGUAAUGGAGGUUGGUUCAAGGGCUGAAUCAGCAGUUUGUUCCUAUAAUGCUGCCAUCCCUUGGUGUAUUGGUGCCGAAAUUAAUUGGCAAUGGUUAAGUUAGAUGUUUCGUGAGAAGCCAGAUGCCGAUGUGGUUUACACUAUUGCUUAUGAGUAUUGUAGCUUUAAAAGAGUGUGAUACUGUGAUUUAGCUGCUGGAGUUGGGAAAUUUUCCCUCUAAGGGCAUAUCUUUCGUUUAGCAACUUAUAUAGAGUUCCAUAUGAUACUAUCUGUGGGAUCAGUUUGCUUUGUAACUCCAUAAACCUGAUUUGCUGGUAUGUUCAUUUCUUUAGGAGGUGUUAACAUUUUGCAUUCAAAAUGUAGGUUUCUUCCUGGAAAUUUUUAAUUUUA
Molecule: messenger RNA, 2416 nt
Organism: Rubroshorea leprosula
Lineage: Eukaryota; Viridiplantae; Streptophyta; Magnoliopsida; Malvales; Dipterocarpaceae
Source: the annotation of a GenBank genome assembly